Molecule: messenger RNA, 691 nt
Organism: Amaranthus tricolor (Joseph's coat)
Lineage: Eukaryota; Viridiplantae; Streptophyta; Magnoliopsida; Caryophyllales; Amaranthaceae
Product: probable WRKY transcription factor 75
Exons: 2
Coding region: 15-494 (159 amino acids)
Biological process (GO): regulation of DNA-templated transcription
Molecular function (GO): sequence-specific DNA binding; DNA-binding transcription factor activity
Source: RefSeq, a predicted model, not a curated record
UCUCAUUAUCAAACAUGAAUAUUCCUCAAAAUCCCAUCUCUUCAUGUUUGUUUGAUGUUUACCAAAAUGAGCUUAUUGGGAUGAAUAAUGAGAUGCAAAUGGAUCAUUUCUUGCAUGACUUUCAUGGGAAAGAUUUAGUUCCUCAAGUGGGACCUUCUAAUGGUGGCAUUAAAGAAAUUAAAAAGGAUAAUAAAGAGAAGAAAAUAAAAAGGCAUAGAUAUGCAUUUCAUACAAGAACACAAGUUGAUAUCCUUGAUGAUGGUUAUCGUUGGAGGAAAUAUGGCCAAAAAGCUGUCAAGAACAAUAAGUUCCCUAGAAGCUACUAUAGAUGCACACAUGGAGGAUGUAACGUAAAGAAGCAAGUUCAAAGACUAACAAAAGAUGAAGAGGUGGUUGUGACUACGUAUGAAGGUGUGCAUACUCACCCAAUUGAGAAGUCUACUGAUAAUUUCGAACACAUUCUUAAGCAAAUGCAUAUUUAUGUUCCUCAUUAAUAUAAUCAACGAACAUACAUGGAUCCAACAACCAUUUUUACAAGGGAACAUAAAAGAAUCCAACAAUCAUAACAUCUGUUUGAAUUGAUUCUGUUAUUGAGUCUAGAAUCAGUUUAAACCUGGUUUAUAUUAUUCUGAUUAAGGUUUCUAUAGGGGCUCUAUAGCUCCCUUAACCUUCUAAUUCUAUUAUGUAUUCC